Echinops telfairi (small Madagascar hedgehog) is the source of this 6454-nucleotide messenger RNA. RefSeq names its product BRCA1 DNA repair associated (gene BRCA1). Gene Ontology annotation, cellular component: BRCA1-A complex; plasma membrane; BRCA1-BARD1 complex. The record is from RefSeq and is a predicted model, not a curated record. Gene Ontology annotation, molecular function: ubiquitin-protein transferase activity; DNA binding; zinc ion binding. Gene Ontology annotation, biological process: dosage compensation by inactivation of X chromosome; negative regulation of fatty acid biosynthetic process; chordate embryonic development. The transcript has 20 exons. The coding region runs from base 4 to 5283 and encodes 1759 amino acids. NCBI's taxonomy places the organism in Eukaryota, Metazoa, Chordata, Mammalia, Afrosoricida, Tenrecidae.
UGUAUGCUGAAACUUCUCAACCAGAAGAAAGGGACUUCGCAGUGUCCUUUGUGUAAGAAUAAUAUAACCAAAAGAAGCCUACAAGAAAGUACAAGAUUUAGUAAACUUGUUGAAGAGCUGUUGAAAACCAUUCAUGCUUUUGAACUUGACACAGGAUUGCAGUUUGAAAACAGUUACAACUUUUUAAAAAAACAAAAUAACUCUCCUGAGCAUGUAAAGGAGGAAGUAUCUAUCAUCCAAAGUAUGGGCUACCGGAACCGGGCCAAAGCACUUCGACAGAACAAACCUGAAAGUCCUGCCUUGCAGGAAAACAAUCCUGACGCUCAGCCCGCCAACCCUGGAACUGUGAUGUCUUUGAGGACCAAGCAGAAGAAGAAAAAAAAGGCUGUCUACAUUGAAUUGGGAUCUGAUUCUUCUGAAGACACAGCUCAUCAAGCAAGUUAUUACAGUGUGGUAGACCCAGACUUGAUAGAAAUCACUCCUCAAGGAGCCAGACCGGAAGCCCGUUUGGAUCCUACAAAAAAGGCUGCUUGUGAGUUUUCUGAAGACUUACCAAACGUGGACUACCGCCCAUCCAGGAACAAAGACUUGAACACCCAUAAGAAGCAAGCAACUGAGAAGCAUCCAGAAAAGUGUCAGGAUAUUCCUGUUUCAAACCCACAUGUGGAGCCAUGUGGAACAAAUACGCUUGCCAACUCAUUACAGCGUGAGAACUACAGUUUAUUACUCACUAAAGACAGACUGAAUGUAGAAAAGGCUGGAUUCUGUAAUGAAAGCAAACAGCCCGGCUUAGCAAGGAGCCAACAUAACAGAUGGGCUGAAAGUAAGGAGACAUGUAAUGACAAGCCGACUCCUAGCACAGAGAAAAAGGUAGAUAAGAAUGCUGACCCCGUGCAUGGGAGAAAAGGAGUGCCUAAGCAGAAACCUCCGUGCCAUGGAAGUCCUAGAAAGAGCCACGAUGUGCCUUGGAAAACACGGAAGAGUAGCAUUUGGAAAGUCAAUGAGUGGUUUUCCAAAAGCGAUGGCCUGGGUGACUCGCAUGAUGAGCGGCCUGAAUCAGAUGCAGACGUCGCUGGGGCCUUCGAAGUUCCAGAUGAAGCACGCGAAUCUUCUAGUUCACCAGAGAAAACAGACUUGAUGGUCAGUGAUCCUCAUGUUCCUUUACUGCCUAAAAGUGAAAGAGUCCUUUCCAAACCAGUAGAAAGUAACAUCGAAGACAAAAUAUUUGGGAAAACGUAUCGGAGGAAGUCAAGUCUCCUUAACUCGAGCCAUGUAACCGAAGAGCCAAUGGUAGGAGCUGCUGCUGCUGUAGCACCUCCGAUAGCGCAAGAGCACCUUCUUACCAGUAAAUUAAAACGCAGAAGAUCAUCCAUCCUCCACCCUGAGGACUUUAUCAAGAAAGCAGAUUUGGCAGUUGUUGAAAAGAUCAACCAGGGAACUGACCAAACACGGCCGAAGGGUCAAGUGGAGCAUACUCCCGAUGGUGGUCACAGGCAUGGAACAAAAGGCGGGGAUUGUGUUCAGAAGGAGAGUGCUGACCUGGCAGAAUCAUCGGCCAAAGAAUCUGCCUUUCGAACUGUAGCUGAGCCUUUGAGCAGCAGGAAAAGCGGUAUGGAACUGGAACCGACUGUGUUCAAUGCAAAAGCACAGAAGAACAGGCUGAGGAGGAAGCCCUCUGGCAGGCACAUCCACCCCCUGGAACUAGUCAACAGACAGCCAAGCCCGACGAGGCACACAGAACUGCAAAUCAGUAGCUGGCCUAGCAGUGAAGAGCUAAAGAAAGAAGAAUCUGAGCCAAAGCCAGUCAGACGGAGCCGGAACUUACAGCUCACGAAAGACCAAGAAAUGGCCAUCGGAGCCAAGAAGAAUGACAAACCAAAUGAAGAAAGGGGCAAAAAACACGCCCCUGACACUUUCCCAGAACGAAAUUUAACAGACACAACUGACCUAAUUACUACCUGUUCGUUUUCUGGUAAUCUUCAAGCAUCUGUCUGUCCUAGCCUUCCAGGGGCAAACCUGAAAGAGAAACUGGGAACAGUGCAGGUGUCUAAUGGUACCAGAGACCCCAAAGGUGAGGUGUUGGGUAGAGCAAGGGGCCUGCAAACCGCAAGAUCUGUUGAGAGUACCAGUGUUUCACUGAUACCUGAUGCUGAUGAUGGCCCUCAGGGUACCAUCUCAAUCAUGGAAGCAGGCAACCGAGGGGAGGCACAAACAGCACCAGGUGAAUGUGCAAGGCAGUGUGCAGCAACUGAAAACCCCAACGGGAGUGUCCAGGGUCUUUCCAAAGACACUAGAAAUAACACGGAGGGCUCUGAGGAUCUCUUGACACACGACGUUAACCACCUUCAAGAGACAUGCACAGAAAUGGAAGAGAGUGAACUUGAUAUUCAGUCCUUACAGAAUACAUUCAAAGUCUCAAAGCGUCAGUCAUUUGCUCUGUCUUCAAAUCCAGAAAAGGAGUGUGCCUCGCUCGGUGCCCGCCCUCCAAACAUUGCUCUUGAGUGUGGGGACAGAGGGACUGAGGAGAACAAAGAGUCUGCAGUUCGACCUGUGCAGGCAGUUCCUGCAACUGUGGGCGGUGCUGGAGGUAGUCCAACAGAGCAACAGCCACGUGAUUAUACUAAAAGUCACCUUCAAGGAGUGUCCAGGCUUGGUCAGGCAGCUCCAUUCAGAGGCAGUGAAUCUGACCCCAGUACCUCAGUUGAACAUGGGAUUGUGCAGACCUCGGAGCGUGCCCCACCACUCGCUCCCAUCAGGUCAUCUGUUAACAGUGAAUGUAAGGAAAGACUGGAGGAUCAUGCAGAAUCACUUGAAAGAGCCUCAGAAAACGAGAGUAUCAUUCCAAGUACAGUGAGCACAAUUAGCCAAAAUACCCCGAGAGAAAAUGCUUUCAAAGGAACCAGCUCAAGCAGUCUUAAUGAAGUAGGUUCUAGCAGCGAAAACAUUCAAGCAGAGCUAGCUAGGAACAGAGAACCUAAAUUGGAUGCUGUGCUCAGGUUGGGUCUUGUGCAACCUGAAGUCUGUAAGGAAAGUCUUCCUAUGAGGAAAUGUAAGCAUUCUGAAGUAAAAAGGCAAAAAGGCAAUGGAGGACUAGUUCCAGCUGUUCAUCCAGAUUUCUCUCGCUAUCUAAUGUCACAUAACCCAGAGCAGCCUAUGGAGGACAAUGAUCCUCAGAUUUGUUCUGAGACACCUGAAGACCUGUUAGAUGACAGUGAAAUAAAUAAAAACAGCCACUUGGUUCAAAGUGACAUUAGGGAAAGAUCUGCUGUUUUUAGCAAAGAUAACCAGAGAAGAGAUUUCAGAAGGAGCCCUGGGCCUACAUCCCAUUUAGGUUUGUCUUGGGGUCACCCAAGAGGUGCUGAAGAGUUAGAGUCCUUAGAAGAAAAUGGAACCAGUGAGGAGGAAGAGCUUCCCAGCUUUCAGCACUUGCUGUUUGGGAAAGUCACCAGUGCAUCGUUUCAGUCUACCAGGCGCGGCGCUGAUGCCAUGGGUUGUCUGUCUAAGAACACCUGGGAAAGCUCUGGAUCCAUGCAGAAUAUUGUAAAGGACGACACAAACCAGCCAACAUUGGUGCAGGCUUCCCACGAACAUCACCGCGAGAAGCCCAGAUGUUCUGGUAGCUUAUUUUCCCCGUGCAGCACAUCGGCAGGCUUGACUGCGAACACAAACACCCGCGGUCUGUCCUUGUUUGGUUCUUCUUCCAAACAAGUGAGGCAUCAGUUUGAAAACCAGGAAGCUGUUCUGAGUGACGAGGAACUGGUUUCGGGUGAUGAUGAAAGGGAACGCCAUCACCAAGACGACCAGAGUGUGAAUUCAGACAUAGGUGAAGCAGCAUCUGGGUACGAGAGUGAGUCCACCCUCUCUGAAGUGGGAUCGGGACUGUCCUCGCAGAGUGACAUACUAACCACACAGCAGAGGGACGCUAUGCAAGGUGACCUGAUCAAGCUGCAGCAGGAAAUGGCGGAACUGGAGGCCGUCUUGGAGCAGCAUGGGAGCCAGCCUUCCAGCAGUUGUCCUUCCCCCGUGGACAAGGACCUGUGCCACCCGGAGGUGGAAAUUCGUGAUGCUGGCCAAGGAUCCACACUAACUUCAGAGAAAAGCAAUGAGCAUCCUGUAAGUGGGAAUACAGAAAGCCUUUCUGCUGCCAAGUUACAAGCGUCUCCGGAUAUGCUCAGGGAAAAUAGAGACCCUGGAAAGGAAAGGUCUUCUUCUAAACUCCAGGUGUUAGACAAUAGGUGGGAUGUCUACUCAAGUUGCCUUCAGAAUGGAAACUGCUUGGCCCAGGGGGAGCGCAGUGAGGUCGUGGAUGUGCAGAUGCAACAACCCGAAAAGUGUGAGGCACGUGGUUUAAUGGACCAGUCUUCUUUGCCGAAGCAAGAUCCAGAGGGAAGCCCUGGCCUGGACUCCGGAGUCAGCCUUUUCUCUGGCGCCCCUGAAGCUAGAGCUCCAGAUGCCGCUCACGGGGGCAGCAGACCACCUUCAUCAUCUGCACUGAACGUACCCCAACUUCAAGUCGCACAAUUGACCAACGGUCCAUCGGCUGCUCACACUACUACGAAGAGUGCUGCGAGGAACAACGUGCGGGAAGGAAGCGUGAGCACCGAGAAGCCAGGAACCCCAGAAGGGGCCGGCAAAAGAGUCUCCAUGGUGGCCUCGGGCCUGACUCAAAAAGAACUUAUGCUUGUACACAAGUUUGCCAGAAAAUACAACUGCACUUUAACUAAUGAAAUUACUGAAGAAACUACUCAUGUUAUAAUGAAAACAGACGCCGAGUUUGUGUGUGAACGGACACUGAAAUAUUUUCUGGGAAUUGCAGGCGGAAAAUGGGUGGUUAGCUAUCUCUGGGUGACGCAGUCCAUGAAGGGAAGAAAGAGGCUGCACGAGUCUGAUUUUGAAGUCAGAGGAGAUGUUGUUAACGGAAGAAACCACCAAGGUCCAAAGCGAGCAAGAGAAUUCCACGACAGAAAGAUCUUCGAGGGCCUAGAAGUCUGUUGUUAUGGGCCCUUUAUCAACAUGCCUACAGAUCAACUGGAGUGGAUGGUGCGGCUGUGUGGGGCCUCUGUGGUGAAGGCACUCUCAUCUUUCACCCUUGGCACGGGUACUCACCCGAUUGUGGUUGUGCAGCCAGACGCCUGGUCCGAGGACAGUGGCUUUCAGGCAAUUUGGCAGCUGUGUGAUGCAUCUGUAGUGACCCGAGAGUGGGUGUUGGACAGCAUAGCCCUCUACCAACGCCAGGAGCUGGACACCUACCUGAUCCUCCAGGUCCCCCAAGAUCACUACUGAUUCCAGGCUGCACUCUGUAUCAGGCUGUCCCCACAGGACCCCAAGACAGGACUGAAGGCGGGAAGGGCCUUCCCAGGCCCUGGGAGCUCCUCUGUCUCUUUAGUGCUACCCCAGUGGCAGUUGCUGAAUGUUGUACGUACCUCAGAGAACGUCUGAGUGUGUCAGGGUCCCUGAAAGAUUUUCUGCUUCAAGUCUCCCUUUGAAAUCUGCCUUGAGCACAACAUUGUGGUAAUGUUUCACCUGAGAAAAACCUUUAAACCCCACCAGUUGAGCAAGCCGGGAAUUCAUUAUUUAUCAGCUCUCUGCCUGCUGACUGAGGGAGGGCCUGGAGCAUCUCGCUGGUCUGCUAGCUUGUUUUCCUAAAGCCCCGCUCGGUGUUGCGGCCAGCAGUCAGAGCGCCAGCGGAAGGAAAGUCCCUGGGGACCUGUGGUGGGACUUCAGUCAGAAGAGUCCUCGCGCGCGGGACACGGGAUGCAGAGGCUGGGAGUGGUUCUCAGUGGGGAUGAUCGUACCAGGGGGUCCUGCUGGCCUCCACCCUCUCCAAAAGUCUGGCCUGUGGUUGCUGGUGUUUGAAGGAAUCCCGUAGCCAUUGUGCGCUCUGCAACAGGAGCCUCCUUUCAAGAACCUGUGUCUUCUGAUUCCCCAUUGGUGAUACAUAAACUGUUGUUACAGCUCUGAUAUACAAGCAUUCUUUUUAAAAAUAGAAGAUUUCUACGAUGAAUAUUUCAUGCCUGUGAACUGACGGAUCCCACCAGGAAACGAACUGUUGCUUUCCUUGAGGUAAUUUUCCCCCUUGACUCCCUAUUGCUGAACCACAGAGCUUCAUAAAUAAUUUUGCUGGCCGAAGGAAGAGAAAGCGUUUUUCAUAAACUCCUUAUCGGGGACUGUUUAUGGCUGCUGGGAGAAAUAGGUCUGCCCUGGCCCCGGUGUGAGGGCCGUGUUUUGUCAAUGUUCUGUUCACCUACAAAUAAACUCGGCAGCAAGCGCGGCCACGGAGCAACGCUGUGUCUGCGGCUGCCUCCUGCGGAUCUUCCGAGCCUUUGCACUGCGCUUUGGCCUCCUCAUCUGUAGAAUGGGAAUAACAGCACCGACCUCCCAGGGGUGCUGAGGCCGCCUGCCUACCUGUGCCACUAAGUUUCUAUUGUUUCCAUAAUAAAUGGUCACACAUUCA